CGAAUGCUGCCUACACCAAUAACGAGGAGCGUUUUCGCAAUUCUUAGACAUGAGGUGGAACGAUAUACGUUCCAUUUUGCGCAGCGCUGCGACAAAAUCCAGAAAGAAGAAUGGACCCGCGCUCGACUCGGUUGCGACUUCAUCCCCGCCACAUCCUGAGUCGAGGCCUAGCGGAACUACGGCUGGUAUAUCGCGAGCUACAGACUCUCAUGAUGUUGUCUCAGAGCCCGGUCACGCCCAGAUAGCCGCACUGCAAACAAUGGACUCUCCCGUGGUAUCCACCGUCAGUGAUGGAUCGGAGCAUUCUCCCAUCGAAACCGCGCACCGUUGCGGACUUUGCAAUAACCUUCAAAAGAGGGACGAGGAUGAUGCUCGACUCGGUUUUGACUUCACUCCCGCGGAACUUCACAUCUCGGCAUCCGAAAAAGGCUGCCCCUUAUGUCUGGUCAUUCUGGAGGCGUUGCGACAGUUUGAGAAGGACAUGCUAGACGACAUCAGAAGGGUCUAUGCUCGGUGCUGCGGGACUCGAGGAUUGCAUCAAGAUACACUUACUCUUGAGGCGUAUUUCGAGGAUGAGAGACCUAAACUAUUGUUGGAGUUAUACAGCCCCCACUCGCAAGCUUGGGAAGCUAUACUGCCAAGGACGCGUGUGAGUCAUCAUCCCGAGUCGUCUGAGGCCUUGCGAUGGGUGAAAUCGCUUCUUGCCGACUGCGAGAGCAACCACGAGAAAUGCGAGAUGAGCUCUGAGCCACUGCUACCGAAACGUGUGCUGGCGAUUGGUAGAGACCAUCGCAAUGAAACGUACAAGGUUCAAUUACUUGAGCCUCCGAGCGGCUCUUCAGCUCCAUACGCUGCACUUUCGCACUGCUGGGGACAUAAUCGAUCAUGCUUGACGACCAAAGCUUCCUUCAAGGCUAGGCUCAACGGAAUCAUCUGGCAGACGAUUCCAAGGACAUUCCAGGAUGCUAUCAGAAUGGCGUUGUUGCUCAACUACGAAUUCAUCUGGAUCGAUUCACUUUGCAUCAUACAGGAUGACUUGGAGGAUUGGGACACUGAGUCCGCCAAGAUGGCCGGGAUCUACCAGAACGCAUCUAUUGCACUCUCAGCUACCACUUCUUCAGGUGAUAUACACGGAUGCUAUGAUGCAGAGAAUCGGGUGUCUGAGGAUGUCCUUGUCGAGCUUUCCGACGACAUUGAAUAUCCUCGGGUUGCUGUACGCAAAUCUCUAAUCCAUUGGCACGAUGUGCCUCCAGCAGGUAUGGACGCACAGUUUCCCCUAUUGACAAGAGGCUGGGCAUACCAGGAGCGACUCCUUUCGCGGCGACUGUUGCAUUUCGCCAAAAGCGAAAUGGUGUGGGAGUGUAGGAGUCUUGUAGCGUGCGAAUGCGGCGGAGUCGGCCAUCACUCAAGCCCAGGCAGAGAGUUUCGUCAAGCGAUGGAUUCGGGUGAUGCUGAAAAAGGCAUCAUCGCCGAUCGUCAAGUUCGACUCAAUCAAAUCUAUGACAUACGGAGGGCUCAGGAACAUCAGGUGACUCAACGUUGGAUAGCCCUUGCUCGUAAAACGCACAAAAAGCUUGAGAACAACAGAAAAGAGCACGAGCUAGAUUAUCUACCCGGUUCGAUCGGCUUCAUAUCCCAUCAAUCAGGCGCUGAAUAUCUACGGACCGCGUUCAACAUCCCUUCGUGGGUGAUAGAGUACGAAAACUUGGCGCUGAUCCCAGCCGCAAUCAGCCCACAAGAAAUGGAAUUGGAUCUGACUAGUACAAGGGAGUGUGCAGACUACGUCUUUCACUUCCACAGAGUUAUCGAAACCUACUCUGCCCUCCAGCUCACAAAACGAAGUGAUCGGCUUCCUGCUCUUUCCGGCAUUUGCACCCUUGUGCAACCCAUUCGCGGUAUGUUUUUAGCAGGCUUGUGGUAUGAUUCAUUCUGUUUUGAUCUCAUGUGGCGGGUCGACCGUCUGCACUCUGAUUCGAUCCAACACAAUGAAGCAGCAUCAUACCACGGACCAUCAUGGUCAUGGGUAUCGAAUGAUCGAGGUGUACAUUACUGGACUGACAUUAUCAACUUCUUCGAUGCGGCGCAGCUUUUUGGUAGAGACCUACCAACAGAAUAUGCGUACAUCAGCAUCAACCAAAGCCAAUUGGACUCUACUAGACCCUUCGCGAGGACGACCUGCCUUGCACGCAACAUCGCGGAAAAUUGUGUUAAUGUCAAACUGAUGAGUAGUAAUCCAUAUGGCAACGUGAAAACCGCAGUACUUUCAGGCGAAGCCUCAAUGACUGCUGCCAUCCUCCACUAUGACCUUCCGAUGCGCUACAAGCUCGCCGUUGUCAGCAACGACAAUCAAGACAUCGAGAUGGAAUUCUACGCGGACUACUCCCUCUCCGCACCAGGAUCGCGACAUCUUCCUUACAAAAGCGAACUCACUUUGUUGCUCAUUCACCCUCAAGUUGCGUUGGUCUUGACGCAGGUCCAACAGAAAUCACACUCGAAAAUGGCAAAGACAACCCCUCAGUAUAGAAGGGUCGGGAUAGCCAGGUUUCCAGAGAAUAGGAUGAGAUAUUAUCAGGUUGACUGGAUGCGAUACUCGAAAGUCAGAAAGUUCAUACUUAUUUGAUGGCCUGACCAAAACGCUCCAGAAGGCAUACACUCGUAGUAGUGCACUUGAGGGAGCAAGACAUCAAAAUGACGAAUUUUAUGUGGCUGCCUAAAAAGGCCACAUUCCAUGGAUCCACGGAAACAACCGGUUCUGAGCGACACUCGAGCAUCCUUCGCCUUACCGAACUAGACUGUUGCUAAAACAAUCUGAGUGCUUGAUAUUAAAGUUUGCGACCCCUAUGACUUCAGACGACAGUAUAAGAAGCCUUGUAAGACGCCCGCACUCACUUUCUGCUCAAGGAGCAUGCCGCAUGCG
Messenger RNA from Didymella exigua CBS 183.55, 2917 nucleotides. Its product is annotated as HET-domain-containing protein. Lineage: Eukaryota; Fungi; Ascomycota; Dothideomycetes; Pleosporales; Didymellaceae. The record is from RefSeq and is a predicted model, not a curated record. The transcript has 2 exons. Bases 50 to 2620 code for a protein of 856 amino acids.